Xiphophorus maculatus (southern platyfish) is the source of this 5312-nucleotide messenger RNA. It is a transcript of the gene srebf2, whose product is annotated as sterol regulatory element binding transcription factor 2. Bases 263 to 3787 code for a protein of 1174 amino acids. Gene Ontology annotation, cellular component: nucleus. Gene Ontology annotation, biological process: positive regulation of cholesterol storage; positive regulation of transcription by RNA polymerase II. NCBI's taxonomy places the organism in Eukaryota, Metazoa, Chordata, Actinopteri, Cyprinodontiformes, Poeciliidae. The transcript has 20 exons. Gene Ontology annotation, molecular function: RNA polymerase II cis-regulatory region sequence-specific DNA binding; protein dimerization activity; DNA-binding transcription factor activity, RNA polymerase II-specific. The record is from RefSeq and is a predicted model, not a curated record.
GUGAAUGACGUAAUUAGCGUGAAACAAGAUGGCGUCGCCUUGGAAAUAAUUUGCAGUUGACGAGUUUGGAGGCGGUAAAGUCUGCCUGCCGUCGGGCUUCAGUGUCGUAUAGAGGCGGUUUUUUGAUCAAGUACGUGUCGUCGGAUUAGAUAAGACCGCGGAGGGCGUUGGGAAGCGUCCAGGUGGAGCCCACCAAUCUCUUGUUUGUUCCCUCCUCCGACCCUCCGGUGACAGCCGGAGAGGUGAGCCGCUGACAAACGGGAUGGAUCCUGGAGAGUUCAUCUCUCCCAUGGAGACCAUGGACUCCACUUUAGCGGAAUUAGGGGACGAAUUCACUUUGGGAGACAUUGACGAGAUGCUGCAGUUCGUCAGCAACCAGGUGGGGGACUUCCAGGACAUGUUUGAGGACCAAAUCUCCACGGGGGUCUCUGUCGUCGGCGCCCCCCAGCAGCCGGCCGUCCAGGCCCCGCCCACUCCCCAGACCCCAAGCACCGCAGCUUUCCAGACCUCCACCAUGAGCCUCGUCUCAUCCCAGACACUGUCUCCUCAGACUGUACCCCUCACGCCCCCCCUGACCCCGGCACAGACCCCGUCCCCCACCAACACCCCGCCGGUGCAGCAGCAGCAGCUGACCCGCAACCCGCCGCUGCUUCAGCCGCGGCCCCAGGUGGUCCAGGCCAUCCAGCCUCAGCCUCAGCCUCAACAGACGGCCCAGGCGGCCAUCCAGAUGCACACCCAUGGGGUUCCGCUCCAGACCCAGAACUUCCCUGUCCAGACUUUGGUUCAGACCCACACCCAGACACCGCUCCCCAUCCAGACACAGGCAGCCCAGACUGUGAUGAUCGCCUCCAGCGGGGGCCAGUCUCACUACAUCCAGAACCCAGUCAUCUGCCAUCAGAGUCCUGCUCCCAGUUUCCAAGUCCUCCAGCCACAAAUGCAGAGCAUCAUGACAUCACCACAGCUGCAGCCAGUCACCAUUCAGCAUCAGCGUGUUCUGACCCCAACAUGUCAGACCAUCCAGACUCUCUCUACAGCGCCCACUGCAGUCCACACCAUGCAGCAGCAGAUGCAACAAGUACCGGUUCUGGUCCAGCAGCCUCAGAUUCUUAAGACGGACUCACUGGUCCUCACGACGCUCAAACCAGACGGGACUCAGGUGCUGUCCACCAUGCAGAGCCCCGCAGGAAUCACCACCCUGACCACGCCCAUCCAGAACACGGCGCUACAAGUCCCGACUCUGAUGGGCAGCAACAUUCUGACCACAGUUCCGGUCAUGAUGGGAGGAGGAGACAAACUGCCCAUCAAGCAGCUCCAGCCAGGCUCCGCCCCCUGCGCUACCGCCGUCCGACCGAGUAUGGAGCAGAGCCCGGUGUUGGCAGGGCAAGGAGUCGUGGUGAAGGAGGGCGAAAGGAGGACAACCCACAACAUCAUCGAGAAGAGAUACAGAUCCUCCAUCAAUGAUAAGAUCGUGGAGCUCAGAGACCUGGUGAUGGGCAGCGACGCCAAGAUGCACAAAUCAGGCGUGCUGAGGAAAGCUAUUGACUACAUAAAGUACCUGCAGCAGGUCAACCACAAACUACGACAGGAGAACCUCUCCCUCAAGAUGGCCAACCAGAAGAACAAGCCUGUGAUCCUGUCCGAAGACGUCGAUCUCAAACAGGAGGGAGUGAUGAUGUCUCCUCCGGCCUCGGAUUCCGGCUCCAGCUCCCCGCACCAGUUCUCUCCGUACUGCGUCGACUCUGAGCCAGGCAGCCCCUUACUGGAUCACCAUCAGGUGAAGAGCGAGCCGGACUCUCCCUCCACGGUGGGAGUGAUGGACCGUUCUCGGCUGCUGCUGUGCGCGCUGACCUUCUUCUGCCUGUCUCUAAACCCACUCCCCUCUUUGCUGGGCUCAGAGGACCCGGGUAGCCACGGCCUGGCGGCGGCCCACGUCCCAACCAGGACGCUCGUCUGGUUUCCAACUCACACACAGGACUUCGCUUCUUGGCUGCGCUGCCUGUUGCCAUGGGUGAUUGUGUGGGUCCUGAGUGGGGUGGGGGCGCUGUGGGGAUGUGUCAGGGUGUUGUACCUGUGGGAGCCUGUCACACCCCUUCACUCGCCCAAAUCAGUGUCCUUCUGGAGGCACCGCAAACAAGCAGACCUGCAUCUCAACAGGGGAGAUUACACGGCGGCAAUGGCCAGCUUGGAGACUUGCCUCUCCGUCUUGACGAGAGCUCUGCCCUCCAGCGUUCUGGACCUGCUUUGCUCCCUGUCCUGGAAUUUCAUCCGCUACUGUCUGCAUCGUCCGGUGCCUUUCGGCUGGCUGGUCCACCAGGUCGGGGGGAAGCACGAGGGAGAAGAGGCGAGGACGAGCGCGAGGGACGCAGCGUUGGUUUAUCACCAGCUGAGCCAGCUGCAGCUCACAGGGAAGCUGCCUCAGCGCAGCAGCCUUUGGGCUUUGUCUCUGUCUCUGAGCGCCGUCAACCUCAGCGAGAGCGCCCACGGCAAGAUGGCGCCGGCUCAGUUCGCUCAGAUCUAUGUCACUGCAGCGACGGCCCUGCGCUGCGUCCUGGGACACCAUCUCACGUUCCUGCCGGGAUACCUCCUGGGUUGCGCAGAAAACGUGGCCAACCAGUCGGAGACCAAGCAGAUCCCCGACUGCCUGCGCUGGCUCUUCACGCCGCUCGGCCGGCAGUUUUUCCUGAGCUGUGAUUGGUCGGUGAAGUCGGACAGCAGCGAUGAAGUGUUUACUUCUCAAAGAGACCCAGCCGACCCCAUCGCCCAGCUGCACCGCUGCUUCUGCAGGAAGCUUCUGGAAAGAGCCGUUCACACCCUCAUCCAGCCGCAGAGCGACGCCGACGCAGGCAGCUGCAAGAACAACUUGGGGGAAUUCUCCAACGCCCUGGAGUUCCUGGAGUUGCUGAACAGCUGCACAGAGGACUCUCCUUCUCCACCCACCCCCUUCACGACUCCUCCCACUUACACCGCCAUUCCAGUGGGCGACCCGGUGAGCCGCUGGUGGGCUCUGGUGCUGAAGGCGGCUGCUCAUUGGCUGCAGGGCGACGAUGUCGCAGUGAGGUCCCUGUUGGCAGAAGCGGAGCGGAUGCCGAGAGCUCUGCUCAUUCUUGACCGCCCGCUGCCCAAAGCCGUGCUGCUGCUCUGCAAGGUGGUCCAGAUGAGCCUGUCUCCUCUGAAGGGGGACGGCGUGGCGGCCUGCCUGUCUCACUGCGACCGCUCCAGCAGCUACCUGCGCUCCAGCGUCUCCGUGCCGCUCGGCCCAUCUGGGAACUGGCUCAGCAAGGGGGUGGAGCUUCUUGUUUGUGAUCUGCUGCUGACAUUAAGGACCAGUUUAUGGCAGCGAGGAGGCAGCAGCAACGGAGAGCCGGGUCCGGCCCCCGGAUCCCAGCUGGCGGGUUUCCAGAGGGACCUGAGCGCUCUCAGGAGGCUCACACAGUGCUACAGACAGGCACAACACAAGGUUUUUCUUCAUGAGACCACGGUGCGGCUGAUAGCUGGAGCCAGUCCCACCAGGACGCACCAGCUGCUGGAGCACAACCUGCGGCGCAGGACGAACGGCUCGUACUCGGCCGAUGGCGAGUGCGUCGUCGGGGAGCGGGAGCGAGCUCACGCCAUCCUGCUGGCCUGCCGCCACCUGCCCAUGCCCCUGCUGACCCCACCGGGCCACCGGGCCCGCCUGCUGGCCGAGGCCAAGCGGACGCUGGAGCGGGUGGGCGACCGCCGGUCGGUCCAGGACUGCCAGCAGAUCCUGCUGCGCCUCAGCGGGGGAACCACCAUCGCUGCUUCCUGAAAACAGAAAGAAACACCGCUGAAACUUUUGUUUUCAUGCUGAACAAAAAAAACAAACAAACAAAAAAAAAAAACACGGAAUAGGGAAAACGGCUGAUGAUGUAGGGGUGAGAUGAAUGAUCCCUACACAUUUUCUAAUUUAUUGUUACAGUGCUGCGGCUCCACCGUCUGGACAGUAGUGGUACUGGCAGCCUCCUUUUGAAACCAUUGAAACUCGUCGGUCAACUUUAAUCCGAAAACAAUCAGGAGCUACAUCAGAAUUUAGCUUCUUUAUUCGCAAACAAGCCCACAAAUGGAUCCAGAGGAACAAUCCAGGUCCAGAAAAACAGGAUGAUGCAUCACAGCUGAUGCAGUGCAGAUCAGUUUUGGGUGAUGACGUCGUUCAGUCAUCAUCGGCACGCGGUGAUGAGUGGUUAAAUCGCUGCUUCCUUUUUAAUUUGCAAGCUCCCAGAGAGCGGAGGAGGCGUGCAGACCGGCUUGUUUUAACUGUGCAGUGCCGAGUGUUGUGUCGUCUUAAUCUACCUCAAACACUGUCCAGUGGCAGCACCGUUUCAUGCAGCAACAUAGGAAAAUGAAGCUGAAGGCUGAAAUUUGACUCUUUACUUAACUCUGCAGACCCGUUGAACUCGGAUCGUGGGGUUUCGGCAGAACGAAUUCUUGUGACGUCUGCAGAUGUCGAGAAAACGAAUUCCGUUUUGAUAAAAUACAAUUAAAGCAGAUUAUUACAUUCGAUGUGGUAGUUGUAUAUAAGUUGUACAUAGGAGUAGAUUAAAAAGACGACGUUCUUUGCUUGAGACGAUGCACAUUGAAGCGUCAGUGAGGCGAGGUCAACCGUCUGAGCCUUCCGGCGAAUCGCGUCGCUGCAGCGCGGCAGUUCCCUGGAAGUGAGGACCAUCUGAAGCUCUCAAGCAAAACAGCCUUUUAUGUUCUGUACAAAGCAAAUAUUUUCUUAUGUUGUAUCAAUUUUAAAAAAAAUCGACAAGUUGUAUCUUUUUAAUUUCUUUUUUUUGUUCGAUUAGCUUUUUACUUGUAAUUAUCGACGUGACGCGGCACUUUUUAGUUGUUGUUUCUUCGCUCUGGAUAUAUUAUUUAAUGGUGGUGUGAGAUAAAUGCUUUUGGCCGGUCGGUUGUUAUUGUUUUUGUAUCUGUUAAAGCAGCAUAGGGGCCAGAAACUGUAACAUCAAGACAUUUCUAUUGUUUUUAUACAAAUGUAAUCCCUUGUUUAGUCAAGAAAAGGUUACUUCUGUCAAGCAGAUGGUUUUUUUUUUUAAAGAUGUGCAAGAAUAAGGACAGGAUAUUCUCCCACUAUUGAAAACAAGUUAACGUUUAAUUAGUACUGAAAAUAUUUUUGUGUAUAUUUAGUUAACUCUGCCUGCUAAAUGGAUUAAGCGAAAGGCAAUGGCUCAGCUGAGAGUUUUCUGUUGAUGUAGUUGUUACUUUCCCACCCCCGCCCCUCAAGGUGUUUUAUUGUUUGAACAGUUUUUGUUUCAUUUUAUUCUUUUCUAAUAAAACAGCAGAACGUUGUA